AUGGGGCUCAAGGCGCGCAGGGCGGCGGGGGCGGCUGGCGGCGGCGGCGACGGGGGCGGCGGAGGCGGCGGGGCCGCUAACCCAGCCGGAGGGGACGCGGCGGCGGCCGGCGACGAGGAGCGGAAAGUGGGGCUGGUGCCCGGAGACGUGGAGCAAGUCACCUUGGCGCUCGGGGCCGGAGCUGACAAAGAUGGGACCCUGCUGCUGGAGGGCGGCGGCCGCGACGAGGGACUGCGGAGGACCCCGCAGGGCAUCGGGCUCCUGGCCAAGACCCCACUGAGCCGCCCGGUCAAGAGGAACAACGCCAAGUACCGGCGCAUCCAAACUUUGAUCUACGACGCCCUCGAGAGACCGCGGGGCUGGGCGCUGCUCUACCACGCGCUGGUGUUCCUGAUUGUCCUGGGAUGUUUGAUUCUGGCUGUGCUAACCACCUUCAAGGAGUACGAGACCGUCUCGGGAGAUUGGCUCCUGCUGCUGGAAACAUUUGCUAUUUUCAUCUUUGGAGCCGAGUUUGGUUUGAGGAUCUGGGCCGCCGGAUGUUGCUGUCGGUACAAAGGCUGGCGGGGACGACUGAAGUUUGCCAGGAAGCCCCUGUGCAUGCUAGACAUCUUCGUGCUGAUUGCCUCAGUGCCAGUGGUUGCCGUGGGAAACCAGGGCAAUGUCCUGGCCACCUCCCUGCGAAGCCUGCGUUUCCUGCAGAUCCUGCGCAUGCUGCGGAUGGACCGGAGGGGUGGCACCUGGAAGCUCCUGGGCUCAGCCAUCUGCGCCCACAGCAAAGAACUCAUCACCGCCUGGUACAUUGGCUUCCUGACACUCAUCCUUUCUUCAUUUCUUGUCUACCUGGUUGAGAAAGAUGUGCCAGAGGUGGAUGCACAAGGAGAGGAGAUGAAAGAGGAGUUCGAGACCUAUGCAGAUGCCCUUUGGUGGGGCCUGAUCACACUGGCCACCAUUGGCUAUGGAGACAAAACUCCCAAGACGUGGGAAGGCCGUCUGAUUGCUGCCACCUUCUCCUUAAUUGGCGUCUCCUUCUUUGCCCUUCCAGCGGGCAUCCUGGGGUCAGGGCUGGCACUCAAAGUACAGGAGCAGCACCGUCAGAAGCACUUUGAGAAAAGGAGGAAGCCAGCUGCUGAGCUCAUCCAGGCUGCCUGGAGGUAUUAUGCUACCAACCCAAACAGGAUUGACCUUGUGGCAACGUGGAGAUUUUAUGAAUCGGUUGUCUCUUUUCCAUUCUUCAGGAAAGAACAGCUGGAGGCAGCAGCCAGCCAAAAGCUGGGUCUCUUGGAUCGGGUUCGCCUUUCUAAUCCUCGUGGUAGCAAUACUAAAGGAAAGCUAUUUACCCCUCUGAAUGUAGAUGCCAUAGAAGAAAGUCCUUCUAAAGAGCCAAAGCCUGCUGGCUUAAACAAUAAAGAGCGCUUCCGCACCGCCUUCCGCAUGAAAGCCUACGCUUUCUGGCAGAGUUCCGAAGAUGCUGGGACAGGUGAUCCCAUGGCGGAAGACAGGGGCUACGGAAAUGACUUCCUCAUCGAAGACAUGAUCCCCACCCUGAAGGCCGCCAUCCGAGCCGUCAGAAUUCUACAAUUCCGUCUCUAUAAAAAGAAAUUCAAGGAGACGUUGAGGCCUUACGACGUGAAGGAUGUGAUCGAGCAAUAUUCCGCAGGCCACCUUGACAUGCUUUCCAGGAUAAAGUACCUUCAGACCAGAAUAGACAUGAUUUUCACCCCUGGACCUCCAUCCACUCCGAAACACAAGAAGUCUCAGAAAGGGGCGGCCUUCACCUACCCAUCCCAGCAAUCUCCCAGGAAUGAACCCUAUGUAGCCAGAACAUCCACAUCGGAAAUGGAAGACCAAAGCAUGAUGGGAAAGUUCGUCAAAGUUGAGAGACAGGUUCAUGACAUGGGGAAGAAGCUGGAUUUUCUGGUGGACAUGCACAUGCAGCAUAUGGAGCGACUGCAGGUGCAUGUCACCGAAUAUUACCCGACCAAGGGGACCUCCUCGCCAGCCGAAGGGGAGAAGAAGGAGGAGAACAGGUAUUCUGAUUUGAAAACCAUCAUCUGCAACUAUUCUGAGACAGGUGCCCCCGAUCCCCCCUACAGCUUCCAGCAGGUGCCCAUCGACAAAGUCGGCCCCUAUGGGUUUUUUGCACAUGACCCGGUGAACCUGCCCCGAGCGGGACCCAGUUCUGCAAAGGUCCAGGCCACACUUCCCUCCUCGGCCUCCACCCGUGCAGAGAGGCCCACCGUCCUGCCCAUCUUGACUCUUCUCGACUCCCGAGCGAGUUACCACUCCCAGGCCGAACUGCACGGCCCCUACGCGGACCAUAUCUCACCCCGGCAGAGACGGAGCGUCACCCGGGACAGCGACACACCUCUGUCCCUGAUGUCAGUCAACCACGAAGAGCUGGAGCGGUCUCCCAGCGGCUUCAGUAUCUCCCAGGACAGAGACGAUUAUGUGUUUGGCCCCAGUGGGGGGUCGAGCUGGAUGAGGGAGAAGAGGUACCUCGCCGAGGGUGAGACGGACACCGACACAGACCCCUUCACGCCCAGUGGCUCCAUGCCACUGUCGUCCACGGGGGACGGGAUUUCGGAUUCAGUAUGGACCCCUUCCAACAAGCCCUCUUAAAAGGGGUCACUGGCUGACUCCUCCUGUAAUGUAGACAGACCUUGUAUAGUUCACUCACUCUCACACCCAGCGCUCACCAGCGGGGACACCGAUGGCUGCAUCGAGUGCAUGCGCGCGCGAUGGCCCCCACAAGCAGGGGUUCUCCCCGCCUUCUUCCUCCCCAGUCACCACAACGAAGCUGCUUCCUUUCAGCAUGGUUUGCAUGACUUGACACUAUAUAAAUGGUACCGCUAAUCUCGUCUAGGACACACAUUUAUCUGCUGUUCUUACUUUUAAUCACGACUGGACCAGUACAGGGAGAAAUUAUUGACGAGCCGUGCUAUUUGUUGGUUUGGUUGGCUGGUUUGGGUUUUGAUUUGGUAAGCAGAGAACAGAAUUUACUUUAUUUUUAGGAUCACUGCCCCUUUGUGUAAAAUACUCUGGUAAUUAACAGUUUUCUAGAGCAAGAAAAUAAUUUUCUCCACAAAAACACACGGCAUGCCAAGAGGCUUCCUACUGAGCAAACACAAAGAAAGAAACAAGAUAGUUACUGACUCUCCCAAAUCAAGAACUUUAGAAAUUAUUUUGUUAAGGAAAAAUAAUUUCAAAGCUCUCAAAGGGACCUCAUUUGGUCUGCCUGUUUCCUCAUCUCUAAAAGGUAUUGGUAACCCCAAACGUAGCAUUUCACAGGUUUUAUGAAUUAGAGGGGAGAAAUCAAACACACACACACACACACACACACACACACGCCCCACAGACACAAGCACACAAAUUAAUAUCGUUCCCAACUUAUGUAGGCAAAGUUAAUGAAAUUCACCAGAAGUGAAGUGCCCCUCUGGGCAGGAGCUAAGUUCAGUGUCUUCAAAAUGCGGUUCCAACUCACGUUCCUCUCCAUAUUACUUUAGUUCAAAAUAUCUAUCCAAAGCAGAAAUUAGAAGCAAGAGGGUAUGCAGAAAUGGUCUUUCCUAAAUCAUUCUUUUUUAAAAAUGAGAGAUCUUAGGCUCAGGUGGAAUGACAUGCUGGGGUCACUCUGUUGUUCCAUGGAGAACCAGGACCCAAAGGCCCAACGAUUGACUCCCUCCCUGCCUCCGUCUCCUCCUACCACUCUGCCACUGGGACCCAGAAAUUCUGCCAAGACACCAAUACUCUGGGUCGUAUGGGAAGCAAGUGCCAUGGUUUAUCCAGGGGGAAGAGGUUAUCUGCUUUUAUUACAAAACAUGCUUACUUGAUACAUUUCACUUGGGAUACAGAAAAAAAAAAGUACAAACAAGCUUAAUCUAUUAAUAAGCAAAUAGGCAAAAUCUCCAGAAAUAUCCAAUUUCACUCAUCCAGUCUUUUUCAGUGAAAAUACUAGAACCACACAUAGUCGUAAGACUCACUGAGGUGCAAGCAUAGAGUCUGGUGAGUUACUACUAUUCAGCACAAGUCACCGUGGCCUCAUGGGAGAUAUUGCAACUCUCUUAAUGACUGAUGGAAACGGCUUCUGUUAGGCAUGGACUACACUAGCUAAAGGACCACACCAUAGUAUAUCUGUUGGCUCACUCUGCUCCUCAUCUAAGCACUGGUUGUAGGUGGUUGCCAUGGUGACCACUAAGAUGAUUGAAAUGACCUAAACCAACAUCUACAUGCAACCGCUUCCAGUGUUCUGCUCCUUGGCAGGAGUCAUAGUUGCUAUGGCCGACAUUGGUUGAUGGUUUCAUUAAGACCUCAUCCAGGUGCCCUACACUGUAUUGGAGAGAAAUUGCUCAGAGGUUGGUUCCUUUCACUCCACAUGCCAAUGGGUCACAUACAAAAGGGCAAAAAUAUAGUAGUAAUGAAAGCUUGCUUCCUGACUUUAGGAACUUAAAACCAAAGCCUGAAUUUCCUGAACAAGCACAGACAUUGUGAAUGGUAGAAGAGAGUUGUACAUGAGGGUCCUGUGAGUGGAUGGGUAUCGACCUUGUAGUUUGAGGCAGGAAGAACACAAGAAUGAUCACACACAUCAGACAUGAAACCCUCCCCUGUGGCUUUAGAUUUGGCUUCCUGUGGUCCCUUCUCCCUCUGCCUUCAAUAUGGCUUCAGUAAUGCCCUGGGACUAACCUAAGAAGCCUUCUGCUCCUUCCUAGGGCUUUAGUUCUUCCUUCUCAUCCUCCUGCAAUCUUUUGCCAGAAAUGACUGUGCUGCCUACCAUCUAAAAAGUAACUCUGCUGUUCUUCAUGUAUUUAAGUUAUUGGAAGAAAAAAAAAGAUGGAGAAUGAAUCAAACGCUCCACAUAUGCACAAAUUAUUUUUCUAAUAUGUUAAUAUUCUUGCAGAAUCUAUUAACAUCAAUAUAUUAUAAGCAGAUAUGUUUCUCAAGAAUUUGAUAGAGCUCUUGGUCAAAAGAGUGAGAUCUUUUUAGCCCCAAGCUGAAAAUAUUUACCAUAGAUCCAAAGUUAGAGAGGGUAUACAGAAAUUAUCUUUGCCAAGUUAGAGAAAGUUAAAGAAACGCUCUUAUGUUCUUUCAAUAACCUAUCAAGAAUUGGAACUAUAUCAUUUCCUAAAUCAAAGGUGGGCAGUCUAGCUUCCCCACAGGAUCCUAAGGCCAAGAACUGGGUUUGUAUUGAUCACCAUAUGUCACCAGCAUCUAAUAAGUUUUCUUAUUGGCUAUCAAUGUGGACACAGAAAAUACGUAUUUCAUGAAUUAGUAAUAAAAAUCUUUAAAAUAUUUUUCCCACCUAAGAAAACAAGAAGGAAAAAGAAAAAUGAUCUUCCAGAAUAAUUCUGUUUUGAUAUUUCUUUGGAUAUUCCCCCAAAAAAUAUAGUCUAGGAAAGUAGAGCAAAUCUGUUCAAGUUGCAUGCCUAUAGACAACAUCACAACAGGUCUACUAUUGAGGAAGCAGAAGUUUAAGAUCCAAGAUUGAAUGUUUAAGUGAUAGGGAGAAAUAGUGGGUGCUUCCACAAAGAUCCUUCUGUCAGACAAAACAAUUAUCCAAAAGAAUUGGCUAAGAACACUCCCCAAGAUUAUAAUACAUUCCAAUGGGUUUGCAACUUCCCAGGAUCGAAUCAGUUUGGGCCAAAUCCCUUGAAGUAGUGACAAAUUAAUUCCAUCAUAAAACUAGGAAUGAUCUUCUCAAGUAAGACUAUGAUUCCACUUUAUUUGUUUGUCCUCUGUGUAUUAUAAUAUGAUGUACAAAGAAGGGAAGAGGUGGGACUAAGGGUAUAGCCCAGGGGUAGAGCACUUGCCUAGCAUGUGCUAGCCUGGG
This is a messenger RNA of Sciurus carolinensis (gray squirrel), 5821 nucleotides long. RefSeq names its product potassium voltage-gated channel subfamily Q member 3 (gene Kcnq3). Gene Ontology annotation, molecular function: voltage-gated potassium channel activity. The record is from RefSeq and is a predicted model, not a curated record. The transcript has 15 exons. Gene Ontology annotation, cellular component: membrane. NCBI's taxonomy places the organism in Eukaryota, Metazoa, Chordata, Mammalia, Rodentia, Sciuridae. The coding region runs from base 1 to 2619 and encodes 872 amino acids. Gene Ontology annotation, biological process: potassium ion transport; transmembrane transport.